This is a messenger RNA of Balearica regulorum gibbericeps (East African grey crowned-crane), 2393 nucleotides long. The record is from RefSeq and is a predicted model, not a curated record. NCBI's taxonomy places the organism in Eukaryota, Metazoa, Chordata, Aves, Gruiformes, Gruidae.
ACCCAGUUUAUCCGGUAAAUAACCCCGCCGGCUGUUAUGCCAAUGGUCAGAUCCAAGCUCACGGAGACCGCUGGCGAGAGGACGACUGUACUUUCUGCCAGUGCAUCAACGGAGACCCACACUGCGUUGCAACGGCCUGCGGGCAGAGCUGUCUGAAUCCUGUUAAAGUCCCUGGGGAGUGCUGCCCAGUGUGUGAAGAACCAACAUACAUCACAAUAGGUCCGCCUACCUGUGAGAUUUUGGUGAACUGCACUUUGACUGAAAAAGAUUGUAUCUAUAGUUUCAAACUGGACCAAAAUGGUUGCCGCAUUUGUCAGUGCAAAACUAGGGAGGAGCUGUGCACCGGCCUCAUUUCGGGCUGUUCCUUGGACUGUUCCUUCGGCUUCCAGACUGACAUCCAUAACUGUGAGAUCUGUCAGUGCCGACCGCGGCCGAAGAAGUGCAAACCCAUUGUAUGUGACAAGUACUGUCCCUUUGGAUACUUGAAGAACAAGCAUGGCUGUGAAAUCUGUCGGUGUAAGAAAUGCCCGAACCUUCCUUGUGGUAAAAUCUGUCCGAUGGGCUUCCAGCAGAACAGUCACGGCUGUGUUAUCUGCAAGUGCAGAGAGGCAACUGCUUCUCUUAUGCCUCCCGUUAAAACGGGCUCUUGCCUGUCAAUGGAUGGGCGCCGACAUGAAAACGAGGAGAGCUGGCACGACGGCUGCAGGGAGUGUUACUGUCACAAUGGACGCGAAAUGUGUGCCCUGAUCACCUGCCCCGUUCCUAAUUGCGGCAACCCCACCAUACAUCCAGGGCAGUGUUGCCCAUCGUGUCCAGAUGAAAUAAUUGUGCAGAAGCCAGAGCUCACCAGUCCAUCGAUCUGUCAUGCUCCUGGUGGGGAAUACUUUGUAGAAGGAGAGACAUGGAAUAUUGAUUCUUGCACACAAUGUACAUGCCACAGCGGACGUGUCCUGUGUGAGACUGAAGUCUGUCCCCCUCUUCUUUGUCAAAACCCCACCCGCACACAGGACUCCUGCUGUCCACAGUGCCCAGAUGAGCCUCUUCAGCCAUCGUCAUCAAGCAAUGAGAGCAUGCCCAGUUACUGCAAAAACGAUGAAGGAGAUAUUUUUCUGACAGCUGAGUCCUGGAAGCCCAAUGUCUGCACUAGCUGCAUUUGCAUGGAUGGUGUGAUUAGAUGCUACUCCGAGUCUUGCCCACCAGUAUCCUGCGAGAGACCUGUUUUGAGAAAGGGACAAUGUUGUCCUUACUGUAUUGAAGACACAGUUCCAAAGAAAGUGGUCUGCCACUUCAAUGGCAAAACCUACUCGGAUGAGGAACGCUGGGACAUUGACAGCUGCACACACUGCUACUGCCUGCAGGGUCAGACUCUCUGUUCCACUGUCAGCUGCCCACCCCUCCCCUGUGCUGAACCCAUCAACGUGGAGGGAAGCUGCUGUCCCAUGUGUCCAGAGAUGUAUGUACCUGAACCUACCAAUAUCCCUAUUGAGAAGACAAAUCAUCGAGACAUUGAACUAGAAGUACCAAACCGGCCAACACCAAGUGAAAAUGACAUCAGCCACAUGCAUGGAGACAUGAGUCAUCUCCAGGGAGAGUACAGAAGUGGCAGUGGACCACACCCAAGUGAAGAUGCAUCGGUUAGCUCUGUUGCCUUGGUGACAAUUCCAAUCACGAUAGCGCUGAUACUGAUCUUCAUCUUUCUGCUUGUCAAUCAGAAAAAGCAGUGGAUUCCAGUGUCCUGCUACAAAGCUCCAACAAAGCCUUCUUGCCUAAACAACCAACUGGUAUAUGUAGACUGCAAGAAAGGUACCAUGGUCCAGGUGGACAGUUCUCAGAGGAUGCUAAGAAUUGCAGACCCAGAUUCAAGAUACAGUGGAUUUUACAGCAUGCAGAAACAGAACAACCUACAGGCAGAUAAUUUCUAUCAAACGGUUUGAAGAAUUGCACCCUUACCAAGGAUUUAAGAAAGAGAGAGAGAGAGACUAAGUCUGCUAUUAAAAUAAAACUAGAAUUGUGCACUUGCUUAGUGGAUUGUAUUGGAUUUGUGACUACAUGUACAGCUCUAAGACCUUACUGGGAUGAGCUCUGACUCCUGCAAUGUGCCAGAAAAAGCAUUCCCACUUUUCCUUGAGAUAACUGACCAAGUGUUUUCUUAGAACCAAAGUUUUAAAACUUGUUAAGAUGUAUUUGCUUGUAACAUAGCUAUAGAGGUUAUUUUGGGAGGGGGAAUCAGGGGCUAGGGGUAGGCAAUGAGGUAAAAGGAAGCUUCAGAGAAGAAAAGCUGGUCAUGCUUGGCUGGAGAAGAAAAUGAGUAAAGAAUACUGCUGAGCAGCAGGAUAGUGUUUUUUCUUGUUGCUCUGAAAUUGCAUCUGUUGCAGCAAAGCCUAACCCCAGGU